Messenger RNA from Nematocida major, 621 nucleotides. RefSeq lists its product as uncharacterized. Bases 1 to 621 code for a protein of 206 amino acids. The transcript has a single exon. Lineage: Eukaryota; Fungi; Microsporidia. The record is from RefSeq and is a predicted model, not a curated record.
AUGGGAAGAGCCGGCGUUCGUUCUUAUCAGCCGGAUGGCUGCAAAAAGAGAAAGAAGAAGGCCUCGCCCGAGGGAAAGUCUGAGUGCUGCAACUUUUUCACGUGCUCUACCGGCAGCCAUCUUGACGCCCUCCACGUUCCUGCUCCCCAGAAAAUAUACAAAGCCAUCCCCAUCUCCUUGGAAAAGUAUUUGUUUUUCUUUGGCCCCUUUUCGUUUCUUCCCUUCUACUAUAUAUAUGUGUGCCCUGGAAUCACUGCACAGUCAGACUCUCUCGACUACUUCCGGUGCAUUGGGUGCAUGUGCUCUUCGUGCGUUGGGGCGUACGUCUUGUUUAAAGUGCUGUGCUUUGGGGUGCGCUUUCCAGAGGUUUCCUUCAUCGUCAUUGCUAUGGUGUGCUCUCUCCACUCUUCCUUCACGCUUCUAAUUGUAGCUAUGCUUUUGAUGCAGCUGUUCAGCGCGGUUUUUGUAAAAAAAAUCUACCCGUUUGCACAGAGAAUCCCACACUUUCUUAUUCUUCUUGUUUUUCUGGGUCUUUUGCUUGCAUCUGUCGUGUGCCUGGCCGUGUACAUAAUAGAGCUUCCGCCCCCAAAAAGAAACGCCAAGGGCCGGGCAUACGCCUAG